Molecule: messenger RNA, 1551 nt
Organism: Penicillium paradoxum
Lineage: Eukaryota; Fungi; Ascomycota; Eurotiomycetes; Eurotiales; Aspergillaceae
Gene: sxa2
Product: putative pheromone processing carboxypeptidase (Sxa2)
Exons: 5
Coding region: 1-1551 (516 amino acids)
Biological process (GO): proteolysis
Molecular function (GO): serine-type carboxypeptidase activity
Source: RefSeq, a predicted model, not a curated record
AUGUUGCUCAAAUCAGUCCUGACGUCCGCUCUCCUAGCACUUUCGCUAGGAUCGGAUGUGGCAACAGCUGUAAAGCAUGGACGCUUCGCAGAGAAAUCUCGUGCGCCACAGGAGAAGGCGAAACGAGCAAUUGAAGCUCGUAACCACCACCACGAGAAAUCAGAUGAGAGCUAUCGUUUCUUGAACAAGAAGACUAAGCCAUACUUGGUGGACUCGCUGCCCGAUGUUCCGUUCGAUAUCGGCGAGAUGUAUUCCGGUCUGGUGCCGAUUGAUAUGGAUAAUAGCUCGAGAGCGCUGUUUUUUAUUUUCCAACCUACUAUCAACGAGCCUGUCGACGAAGUAACCAUCUGGCUUAACGGGGGCCCGGGGUGUAGUUCGAUGGAGAGUUUCUUGCAGGAGACUGGCCGGUUCUUAUGGCAGCCUGGUACUUUUGCUCCGGUGGAAAACCCGUAUGCUUGGGUUAAUCUGACCAACGUGCUGUGGGUCGACCAGCCUGUCGGAACAGGCUAUUCUAUCGGCACGCCUACCGCCGACUCCCAGGAAGAAACAGCACAGGACUUUGUCAAGUUCUUCAAAAACUUCCAGAAAAUCUUUGGGAUCAAGAACUUUAAGAUCUAUGUCACUGGUGAGAGUUAUGCCGGAAGAUAUGUGCCCUAUAUCUCGGCUGCAAUGCUGGAUGAAGAUGACAAGGAGUACUUUGAUCUUGAUGGUGCAUUGGCAUAUGACCCAUGCAUUGGACAAUUCGACUACGUGCAGGAACAAGUGCCUGUUGUCCCCUUUGUCCAGGAGAACGCAAACCUAUUCAACUUCAAUAAAUCCUUGAUGGCAGAGCUAGAAGCGAAGCAUAAAUCCUUCCAGCCGCCUAAAAUGUUCAAUUACACCUCGGACGCUGAUUGCGACCUGUUCGAUCUUGUCUACAAUGAAAUCUUCCACAUCAACCCAUGCUUCGAUCUCUAUGAGAUAAACCUGAUGUGCCCGCUCCUCUGGGACGUCCUCGCCUUCCCCACCUCCCUCGACUACCAAGCACCAGGAGCAAGCGUCUACUUCGACCGCGCAGACGUCAAGCGCGCUCUACACGCACCUAAAAGGGACUGGCACGGAUGCUCCGUAGACCCAGUGUUCAUCGGCGGCGACGCCGGCCCAGAGCAAGAAGGCGACAUUUCAGCAAACCCCAUUGAACACGUCUUGCCGCAGGUAAUCGAAGCCACCAAUCGCGUCCUUAUUAGCAACGGCGACUUUGACAUGGUUAUCAUCACCAACGGUACGCUCCUAGCUAUCCAAAACAUGACCUGGAACGGCCAUCUUGGGUUCCAGGAGAAGCCCGAAACGGCGAUCGAUAUCAAAAUGGUAGAUCUCAUGUACGCCGAUGUCUUUGCUGAGAAUGGUGCUUCCGAGCUGGAUGGUCCCCAGGGGAUUAUGGGGAUUCAGCAUUAUGAGCGUGGCUUGAUGUGGGCUCAGAGUUAUCAGGCUGGUCAUAUGCAGCCUCAGUAUCAGCCUCGCGUGGCUUAUCGUCAUCUCGAAUGGGUGCUCCGGCGCACGGAGGAACUCUAA